Messenger RNA from Dioscorea cayenensis subsp. rotundata (Guinea yam), 5403 nucleotides. Its product is annotated as LRR receptor-like serine/threonine-protein kinase GSO1. Gene Ontology annotation, biological process: protein phosphorylation. Gene Ontology annotation, molecular function: protein binding; ATP binding; protein kinase activity. The record is from RefSeq and is a predicted model, not a curated record. Lineage: Eukaryota; Viridiplantae; Streptophyta; Magnoliopsida; Dioscoreales; Dioscoreaceae.
UGCGGCUAAAUUACGCUAUGCAUGUAUUGGUACAAGAGUUCAUCCUCGUAAAUGACACAAAAUGUCUACAAUGAACUAAAUGGUCAUAAAAAACACACACUUGAAACUUAACACCUUAAAAACUAAUUGGAUCAAAGAAUGUGAUCAGGUCCCAAUGACAUCAUGAUCAUCUUGGUCAACUCAAACACAUCAAUAAUAAUUCACUGUUCAUGCAUACAUAGAAACUCAACCGCCCUCUUUCAAGCUUUAACCCACCCUGCCAACUACUUACUAUUAUCUUCAUUCAUAAACCAUAACCAUAACCAUCACCAUAUCUUACUGACUCAAUCUCUCCCUGCAAAGAGAGAAGAGCAGUAGCUUCAUUUAAUGCCACUUUAAAGCUUCACAUUCUUCAAAAACCCUCACUAUCUCCCAUGCAAUGCAACGCAAUGCAUGCAUGCAUGCAAACAAACAGCAACAUGGCAAGCUUUGUCUUCUUUGUAACAAUGGUUGCUUCUCUUCUCACUGUUUCAGCUUCUUCAAACUCUUUGCCAAUUCUCUUACAAUUGAAAGCUUCAUUCACUCAUGAUCCUUUGAAUGUGCUGGAGAGCUGGAGCUCUAACAACACUGAUUACUGUUCAUGGACUGGCAUAACUUGUGAUGGUGACGUGGUCGCCGGCGUUAACCUCUCGUCGGCGUCACUGGAAGGUGGUGUCUCACCGUCACUCGGUUUGCUCACUGGCUUGCAAGUGCUUGACCUCUCUUCAAACAGUCUCACUGGUUCUAUUCCGGAGUCUCUUUCCAACUUGACUUCACUCACUGUUCUUCUUCUUUAUUCCAAUGGUCUUUCUGGAACAAUACCAGCAGGUCUUGGGUAUCUCCCGAGUCUCCGAGUUCUUCGACUCGGUGACAACUCGGGUAUCACUGGACCCAUUCCUGACUCUUUUGGUCAUCUUCUCAAUCUCACAGUGCUUGGUUUGGCUUCUUGUAAUCUCACUGGUUCUAUUCCGAGUCAACUCGGAAGGCUUUCUCUGCUUCAGAGGUUGGUUCUUCAGCAAAACCAGCUGCAGGGAAUGAUACCGACGGAGAUCAGUGACUGCAGUGAGCUUGUUGUGCUUGCUUUAUCGAACAACAACAUCUCCGGUGACAUCCCUGCGGAGCUUGGAAGCUUGGCCAACUUGCAAACACUCAACUUGGGAAACAACUCAUUGGAAGGUGAGAUACCGAGUCAACUCGGAAAGCUAAAUCAACUCGUUUACCUCAACUUUAUGGCCAACAAGCUUCAGGGUACAAUUCCAAAGUCUUUUGGGAGACUUGUAAGUCUUCAGAAUCUUGAUUUAUCUGGGAACCAGCUCACAGGUUCUGUUCCAGAAGAACUCAGUGAGUUAAGUGAGUUGGUGUUCUUGGUCUUGUCUGGAAACCAGCUUUCCGGGCCAUUGCCGGAGAAGCUCUGCCAGACCUCUUCAAAGUUGGAGCACUUGCUUCUUUCUACCAACAACUUCACUGGAGAAAUUCCUGUGAGUUUGGUGUCAUGUCAAUAUCUGAAGCAGUUGGACUUGGCCAAUAACAGCCUCAGUGGUUUGAUUCCAUCAGAGCUCGGUGAGCUCUUGAACCUCACUGAUCUCCUUCUCAACAACAACAGUUUCUCCGGCACCAUUCCCAGGAGUCUAGGCGAUCUCAGCAACCUUCAAACACUCACAUUGUAUCACAAUGAACUCAGAGGAAGAAUCCCUGAAGAAUUAGGCAUGCUGCAGAAGCUUGAGAUUCUAUACUUGUAUGAAAAUCAGUUGUCCGGUGAGAUACCGAAGAUGAUCGGUAACUGUUCGAGCUUGCAAAUGAUAGAUUUCUUCGGUAACCAGUUGACCGGCAGCAUUCCGAGCUCUUUUGGCAUGCUUGAGAAUUUAAACUUCUUGCACCUCAGGGGAAAUGGUUUCUCCGGUGAGAUUCCAGUGUCAUUAGGCAAUUGCCGGCAGCUCAUGAUACUAGACUUGGCCGAUAACCAGCUAUCUGGUAGGAUUCCGGCGAGUUUUGGGCAAUUGGAAUCGCUCCAGCAGCUCAUGCUCUACAACAACUCACUCCAUGGAAGCAUUCCUGAUGAAGUGUUUGGCUGCAAGAACAUUACCAGAGUGAACUUGUCCAACAAUAGAUUGAAUGGCAGCCUUCUUCCUCUCUGCGGCUCAAUCUCUUUGCUUUCAUUUGAUGUUACUAACAAUUCAUUCAACUUUGAUGUUCCUCCUCAGCUGGGAAACUCGCAGAUGCUCGAAAGAAUUCGACUAGGAAAGAACAGGUUGAUAGGUGAAAUCCCAUCGACUCUUGGGAGCAUUUCAGAACUCUCCAUUCUGGACCUAUCUAGCAAUUCACUUGCAGGAGAAAUACCUGAGGAGCUAGCAUCAUGCAGUAAGCUGACACAUCUUGAUCUGAAUGACAAUAAGUUCUCAGGAUCUGUUCCUGCAUGGCUAGGGAGCUUGUCUCAGUUGGGAGAGCUCAAGCUAUCAAACAAUGGAUUCUCUGGCCUUCUUCCUGUUGAACUCUUCAAUUGUAGUAAUCUCUUGAAGCUUUGUCUUGAUGGUAAUCAGCUCAAUGGCACAGUACCUGCUCAAAUUGGUGAGCUUGUUUCUGUAAAUGUCCUCAACCUUGCUGGCAAUGAGUUCUCAGGAUCAAUACCUGCCUCCAUUGGGAGACUAACCAAGCUUUAUGAUCUCCAUCUGUCUCACAAUUCAUUCACUGGUAACAUCCCCUCUGAGCUUGGUCAGUUGCAGGAACUACAGAGCACAUUAGACCUCAGCUACAAUCACCUAACUGGAGAAAUUCCUCUGUUUCUCCAAUCUCUUUCAAAGCUUGAAGAGCUUGACCUCUCUCAUAAUUCAUUAACAGGUGAAGUUCCCCGCCAAAUUGGAGAAAUGAGCAGUUUGGUGAAGCUUGAUCUCUCUUACAACAGACUGCAGGGAGAACUGGACCAGGCGUUUGACCGGUGGCCGUUGCGAUCGUUUGAAGCAAAUGCUGCUCUUUGCGGCAAUCCCCUACAACCAUGUUCAACCCACAACUCAAGCCCCCAACAAGCGGGCCUCAAUGCUGCUUCCAUAGCUGUUGUAUCAGCCGCAACAACGAUCAUAUUUGCUCUGUUGAUUGUUGCUAUCAUUAUACUGCGAAGGCGGAUACCUGGAACGAAGCAAGUUAAUUGUGGUUAUUCAUCUAGUUCAUCACUUACUCAUCGGCAAUUGCUGCUGAAAGGUUCAAUGAAACGAGAAUUCAGAUGGGAAGCCAUAAUGGAAUCAACAAACUACCUAAGUGAUGAGUUUAUCAUUGGUUCAGGUGGUGCCGGCACAGUAUACAGAGUUGAAUUGUCAACUGGCGAGACAGUGGCAGUGAAGAAAUUCCUCAACAAAGAUAGCAAUGCCUUCUUACUUGACAAAUGCUUUGCUAGGGAGAUCAAGACUCUUGGCAGGAUAAGACACCGGCAUUUGGUCAAGCUUCUGGGAUUCUUGAGUGGCAGUAACAAUGGUGCCAGUGCAGGUACAUAUCUGCUCGUCUAUGAGUACAUGGAGAACGGAAGUGUCUGGGAUUGGCUGCAUAAUCCACAAGUUGGUUACAAGAAGAAGGAGCUAAAUUGGGAGGCAAGGAUGAAAAUAGCCAUUGGCCUUGCUAAAGGAGUAGAGUAUUUACACCAUGACUGUGUCCCGAGGAUCACCCACAGAGACAUCAAGACGAGCAAUGUAUUACUUGAUGGCGAUAUGGAGGCCCACCUUGGAGACUUUGGACUCGCGAAAUAUGUGUCGGAGAACUCUGCAGGCUAUACUGAAUCUAAAUCUUGGUUUGCAGGCUCUUAUGGAUACAUUGCACCAGAGUAUGCAUUCUCGCUGAAAGCAACUGAGAAGAGUGAUGUGUAUAGCUUGGGCAUUGUGCUGAUGGAGCUGGUGAGCGGUCUAAUGCCGACAAACCGGAGCUUUGAUGGAGACAUGGACAUGGUCAGGUGGGUGCAGCUGCGAUUAGGAUCACGGGCGAGGGAGGAAUUGCUUGAUUCUGCGCUGAGGCCUCUUGCACCAUUUGAAGAAUCAUCAAUGUUUGAAGUGCUGGAUGUUGCUUUGCGUUGCACCAGGACUGCUCCUGCAGAAAGGCCAAGCUCCCGGCAAGUGUCUGAUCUUCUCAGGCGCAUUGCUGCAAGCACACAAGCAGUAGUUUCUGGAAAGAAGAUUGAACUAUAAAUGUAUAUCUAUGUUUUAGGACAUCAGCAGUGAUCCUCUGAUUGUGAAUCCAUGUGUUUUGAGUUUUCUAUGAAGUUCUAUGCUGCUUCAGUUUAAGUUGGGACAAUAAUACGCCCAUAACUGUCAGGUUAAUGUCUUCUUUUCUUUUCCAUUCUUGCAACAAAGAUAAGAGAUGAAAUAACUCGAACUUUUAUAGACGCGAGAAAGUUAAUAUCAAUAUGAGUCAAAUCAAGAACAAAGAUAGAAAACACACAAACAAUAAAACCAGUGAUGUUUAAGGAAAAAAAGUAUAAUAUGAAUGAGACCGAGAGUGAAUCCUUCUCCCAACUGCUUUAGAUGAUGCCAUUGCCUCUGCUCUUUGGCCCCAUUAAUGCAACUUUCACACAAAACCAAGCAUAUAUUGUUCGCUCUUCUUUUAACACCGGCAUGAAGUCUCACAUCCGAGUAAAAAAGCCCAGAGCACCUGAGUCCAUGCCUCAAUUAUGAUGCCCACUUUUCCUUUCAAAACCCAGUACUUGCACAUCAAAAACAGAUGAUCAACGUUACACAUCAUCAUCUUCUUCAACACCAAAACUCUUUAACAAUUAAAAAGAAAAAAACAUGGCUCUAGCCAACAAAAGUCUCAUUUCAUAUUGGAUGAGCAAGUGGAAACACAAAAAGUAUCAAACAGAUAUAGAGAUAUAUAAAAGAGAAGUUCAUACAUAGAAGGCUAUUGGAGAGGUGGUUGUGUGACACUUACCUAUUGGAGACUGGGUUAGGACCACUAGGGACUUCAUGUUUGCUACUAUUGAAUUGUUCAUCUUCUUUCAAUGAACCAUGAAGGUGACCACUGUGUUCACCAACUAAACCAUGCUUGCUAGCAUGUGCAACUCCUAUGCUGUCGUUGUUUGGUGAGUUCAUCUGAUCAGCCUCAUUGACCGGUCUUUGGUCUAGUGUGACUUGUUUGUCUUGCUUCUCUCCAUUGACGUAAGGAAUUAGAAAAAGAAGAAAAAAGAACAGGAGAAUGGUUAAGUAACAAGAAGAGAACAAGGUCCUACAACUGAGAUCAUCACUAGCCAUACAAUAAGUAUAUUACAGACACCACACAAUAGCAAUUGAGAUGUUAAUGCCCAUGAAUGACUAAGGAGUUUCGAAGCAAAGAGCUGUGGGGUUAUUAAGAGAGAUGAAAAUGAAGUUGUAACGUGAUGACAAGCACAGAGAGAAUCUCAGAAAGCAAAGCAAA